Messenger RNA from Durusdinium trenchii, 3495 nucleotides. Lineage: Eukaryota; Dinophyceae; Suessiales; Symbiodiniaceae. The record is from the annotation of a GenBank genome assembly.
AUGUGGCAGAAUUGGCUGGCCCUCAUUUGGGUCCAAGCGGCGGAAGGAUGGCUAGGCACCUGUUUCGUGGAUAUGCCUCACAUGGCACACUGCUGCGAUCAACCAAAACGUUGCUUUGGCCAAGGCAAAGAUGUUCCAAACCAGACUGCUGAGGAGUGCUGCGGUCUGAACUUUCAAACACUAUUGAUUAAUUCAGUGGCCAAAGAGUUGCGUGCAACAGAAGACUUGGAUACUUUGCGACAGAUCUAUGCUGUCUUGCAGGCGUUUUUACACUUCGUCAAUCACGGACAUAUAUAUGCUUGGGAGUUGAUUGCUCAGACAGCCGGAAAAGUUGCUCUUGCUGCAUACAAUGAUUUUGCUUCAAUGGCCAACGAACUUGGUGAAGACAUGUUCAAGAGCCAAAAAUUGCUUGUCAUGAGGGAGAUCAACCAUGCGGCGCACUUGCUUGAGAACUUCUUUCAAGCUGCUUGGUACCAUCACGCCCAGGAGACCGGUCGAUCUGCCAUCGAAACCGACAUCACUGAAGUCCGCCCAAAGUUUCAAAAUGCAUUACAGAUCUACAAAGUGGUCCAGGAGGCAGGGAGCAACCUCAUUUACGACCAGGCUGAGGCCCAUGACCCUAGAACUUUUGCCCCUCGUCAUUUGGCCAAGUCUCCGGAAAUCGUAUUGGUGGUGAAUGUCGUGGGUUCUUGGGCAUCAGUGGGCAUCGUAACCUUUUGGAGUAUUUUGCGACACCGAAGUACUCCAUUGCGGGUCUUCGUUCUUGGUGACCAACAGGGCAUUCGAGAAUGGCGUUUGUUGAUAAAGGAGGUGAAAGUUGCGGUGCCGCACUUUGUCCAUAAGCUGCGCUUCCAUUAUGUGGAUAUCUUCCAGCACCCUCGCAUGACCGCAUACUUUGCGCGACUUCCAUCCGAGUGUGCGAGCACGAACAUGAGCAAAGCCCUGUAUGCUCGUAUGCUGUGCCACGAGAUUCUGCCAGAGGACGUCGAUCGAGCCAUUGCGCUAGAUCUUGGAGAUAUCAUCGUUUUUAGGGACAUCCUGGACUUGUGGAACCAGGGUGACUUGCUGGAAGCUGAUGAGCUCUUGGCUGCAGCGUCGCACCGCUCUGCGGAGGAAGCGAUGCGUCAAACCAAGCCUUCGAUGCUCAACGGUGGCGUGGUGCUCUAUGAGGUCCGUCGCAUGCGUAGCUCAAACUAUACCGAAGACACGCUCAAAGCUGCAGCUUUGGGCUUGGACAAGGGCUAUCAGCAUUUCUGCAUCUGGGACCAGGAUAUUAUCAAUGCCUUGCGGCAAGAUGUGUGGGGCAUGGCAGGCGUCCGAGUGCUUCCAUGUCGUUGGUCCAUUUUCCCAAUGGCGAAUUGGCAGUUCUUCUGGAACGCUCCCAACUUUUGGCUCCCUGAGCUGAGGCAGAUGCGCCGCUACCCUGGCAUCUUGGCAUGGGACCACGUCGAACACUUUUGCCCCAACCCCAUCCUCAUGUUGCACACGGUCUUCGCCUUUGGGUCCUUUAAAGAUCGGAAGCUGGCACGCAAUGUGGCCAUGGUCCAAGGGAUUCGGAAUGAACAGCCGGGCUCAGUGAUCCAGGCGCCUGAUGGGAGCGGGUUCUGCAGCUGUCGAGAAGAAGCAUCCUUGCUCCAUGUGCCUUCAACCAUGAAGCUGUGGCCCGAGGCGCAGAAACUCUUUCGAUUUCAUCGCCCAAGCUUUCUACCAGAGGUGGAUCAGGCAGCCCUCUUCCAAUCUCGAAGCGAGCAAGGUGAGGAAGUCGGAGGUGGCUUUUGGGGCUCUGAGGGAAGCAAGGAUUUGGAGGUGAUGAGGCAAGGCACUCUCCAGUGGGCAAUGAAUAGUGGUGCAUCAGUCGUGUCGGGGAACUGCGCCACAAUGCCCACCUCUUUGGGGCAUUAUGCGGAUGUGGAACUUCCAGCGAUGGGCUCGAACUUGCUUUUGAAGGCUGAGACGAAUGCCGACGUGGAUGCCCACUUGUUUAUCGGAAAGAUUGUGCCAAUUCUGGAUGGCAUUUUCGCCGUAGGCUUGGAGUUGGCGGUGGAUGCCUUCAACAAGACCCGCACCUUGCUCCGCUGGGGCAUUCAAGGCGAAACGCUGGGCGUCCACGAGGGGCCGAUUCUGGAACCUCCCACGUCCAAGUUCUGGGUCCUCGUCAGUGGCGGACAAGUAAUGGUUGGUCGUGGCCAUGACUACAACUUGAGCUCCAGUGUGUUUAUCGAUGUGGAGCUGGCGCUCCAUGGUGAUUUUGACCUCGCUCGUGGAAAGAUUUAUGCGGAGAGAUACGACUCCGCUGGGCCAGAGGUUCAAAAGCCGAAGGAGCUUCAGCCAACGCAAGAGCUCGAGAAGGUGGAGCACAAGAAUGUGCAGCCACCAUCCCAGGCCUUUCUUCGGCAUAGCUGCAUACUGAGCUUUGGGUAUCCUAGGCAGAUUGUGGAGCCGCUGAAUGCCCAAAAGCCAGCUGAAAAGAAAGAAGUAAAGGUGGUGAAGAACGGUGGAUUUGAUCACGAAUCUGGAUGGAUUGUGGACCGAACGGUGGACCGAGCAGAGCCCAAGCAAGAAAGAAAGUUCGAGGCAGAGGAAGAGGGGAAAGCCGAUUGGAAGGGUCGCAAGGUAAGUGAGCGAGAGGCUCCCAAGCCGGAGCCUGAACCGAAGAAGGAGUGGAAGGAGUGGGAGGAUUGGAAGGAUUGGAAGGACUGCGACCGCGGCGAGAGCAGUGGACUUGCACGCCGCGAGUUGUGGACCCAAGGCAGUCGGGACCGAGUUGGGACACACGAGUUCCGCGGCCCGGUGGCCGUUUCGUUGAGAGACACAGCGGAGUUCGAGACAGGGCGAAUCGUGGCGAAUCGCAAGGAAGGCCCACAGACCCUGAUCCGGCAGAUGUCGGAGGCCAUUCCCACAGUGGAAGCUGGUCAUUUGGCGAUGUCACAGUGGAGGGCUGCGCCGGAAAGAGUGCCCUUCAAGUCCUCGGAGCAGCCCUUCCGGGACAACUUGGGCUCCGUGGUGGUGCCCUGCAGCAGCGAGGACAUGUUGUUGGAGAAACCAGCUCAGUUGACCUUCAUCACGGACGAACUCCUUGAUGUCGAUCAUUGUGAGGAGCAAAUGAAAUCGGCGCUGAAAACAGGAAAUGUCCCUGCGGCUGUUGAGGCACUGGGUGCUCCAGCCGCACGCUUCCUGCUGGCGCCCAGCAACGGAGAACGAGAGAUGCAGGAGGAUUUCAAGAAGCUGGGUGUGAAACCCAUUGCGGACACCUUGCUGGCCAAGACCAAGCAAAAUGUCCAGCGGACGAUGGACAAUUUGGGCCUCAGCGGCAACCUGAAAAUUGAGGAGCUGCGGAGGUUCCUACAGAAGAUCGACCCGACGCUGACGGAGCAGGAAGUGAAUCAACUUCUCAAGGCCUCGCCGAAGUCUGAGCGUGGCAUGGAGCGCCUCAGGCGCCUUGAGGUGCCCGGGGCCGAAUUUAUGGAAUGGAUCCUCAACAGCCUCCAGCCGUGA